CAAGUAGACCACCAGGGACAGACUGAUAAUGGAGACGUUGAUGCUUUUUCAUGCUUUGCUACUACUUUGUGGUCUCUCCACAGCUCAGCUUGAGCCAGACUCCAACAGUAAAAUAAUUUCACAUUUAAGGCAAAAUGGAUCACAGGUAGGAGACACAGAAAACCUCACAAAUAAUCAGCAAACCUGUAAACAAGACAUCAAUACUCUACUGAGAGAGAUGAGCGCAUCGUUGGCCGGACUGAAGGUUGACUUGGAGUACGUAAAGAAAGAUAAUGAAGCCAAGACAAAAGAACUGGACUUGAUAAAACAACAAUACCAAGAGCAAGUGACAAAAGUAAGAAGACUUGAGGAGCAGUACCAAGUUCAAGAAGAAGAACUGAUCACCAUUAAAGCCAUGGCAAAAAUCACUGAAAACCAUGUGUAUGCUCUGAAGAGGGAAGGAGAAGUGAAACGAGUGGCUUUCUCAGCAUCUUUAUUGGGCUCGGGUUCGAACACUUUUGGACCAUUUAACACAUUUACAAUUCUGGUGUUCAGAAAUGUUGUUACAAAUAUUGGAAAUGCCUACAACCGAAACUCAGGGUUUUUUGUUGCACCAGUGAGAGGAGCCUACCACUUUGAAUUCUACAUAUGUGGACCAGGAAGUCCUUCACAUUUUGUAUCUGCAGUGUUGGUGAGGAACGGACAGCAUAUCUUCAUUGCCACUGAAACCCAGCCUUCACAUUUAGCUGCUGCUGGUAAUGCUGCCACGUUACUCUUAGAGGUUGGUGAUGUUGUGUUUAUACGUCAGUUCGAAAAUUCAAGGAUUUUUGACAGUCAGAAUCGUCAUACCACCUUCAGUGGUCACCUGCUUUUCACCAUGUGAGCAGCAAACUAUGUUAUUUUCAACAAGCUCAGUAAUAUUGCAAAUUGUGAAUAGUGUUUUGUCUUGACAUUUAUUGUAAAGAAAAUUAUGUUGGUGAAUUCUUUUCUUCUGAGGUUUA
Messenger RNA from Xiphophorus hellerii (green swordtail), 980 nucleotides. RefSeq names its product complement C1q-like protein 2. Bases 29 to 862 code for a protein of 277 amino acids. The record is from RefSeq and is a predicted model, not a curated record. The transcript is spliced from 6 exons. Gene Ontology annotation, molecular function: protein binding. NCBI's taxonomy places the organism in Eukaryota, Metazoa, Chordata, Actinopteri, Cyprinodontiformes, Poeciliidae.